Molecule: messenger RNA, 1124 nt
Organism: Neltuma alba
Lineage: Eukaryota; Viridiplantae; Streptophyta; Magnoliopsida; Fabales; Fabaceae
Product: probable plastid-lipid-associated protein 4, chloroplastic
Exons: 6
Coding region: 23-775 (250 amino acids)
Source: RefSeq, a predicted model, not a curated record
AAGAACGCCAAUACUAAUAUCAAUGGCUUUAUCCUCUCCUUUUGUUCUUCCAGUUCUCAACGCCACUCGUCUCGAAAAUUCGCCCCCGAAGGUUCUCCAUUUCCAUUCAGCACCUUCUUCUGCGACGUCUCGCCUCUAUGAGAACGAAACCAGCCAUUAUCAUCGUUCCUUCUCAAGGGCUUCUUCUUCUUCGGCAUCGCAGAAAUGGAGGACAAGAGUCUCCUUCUUUCCCGCUUUCUUGAAAAAGGGAAAAGACGCUGAGGCUCUUAAGGAUGAGCUUCUCGAGGCCAUUGCACCGCUAGAUCGAGGGGCUGACGCUACCCCUGAAGACCAGCAAAGAGUUGAUCAGAUUGCACGCAAACUUGAAGCAGUGAAUCCAACAAGGCAGCCACUAAAAUCUAGCCUACUUGAUGGAAAAUGGGAGCUGAUAUACACUACCUCAAGGUCAAUUUUACAAACCCAGAGGCCAAAGAUUUUGAGAUCAAGGACAAAUUUUCAAGCAAUCAAUGCAGAUACUCUGAGGGCUCAAAAUAUGGAGUCUGGGCCAUUCUUCAACCAGGUUACAGCAGAUUUAACACCUCUGAAUACAAGAAAAGUGGCUGUCAAAUUCGAUACUUUCAAAAUUGCAGGCUUUAUACCUGUUAAGGCACCUGAAAGUGCCCGUGGGGAGUUGGAAAUAACAUAUUUAGAUGAAGAGCUGCGGAUAUCAAGAGGAGACAAAGGAAACUUGUUCGUCCUGAAAAUGGUUGAUCGAUCAUACCGAGUUCCCGUAUGAUGCAUCAUCAGUGCUUGUGGCUCACUUGCUCCUUUCCUUUCCUUGGCCUCAAAACUGAAUCUUUGCUUCCUAAGGGGAAGAUUUAUGUUCAAAAUUUAUACUCCUCCGGGUUUAGUGCAAGUAUGACAUUCUGGGAUUGCUUUUUUCCGUUCAAAAUAUUAUAAAUUAAUCAACUGAAAGUGGGCAGAAAUCAUUUGUAUUUCUGCUGGUGUUUUCUUCUCUGGGAAUGGGAAGUUUGGCUUCAGAGGAAUGUAUUUUGUUUGGCUCAAAGCAAAUUGUUAUACUGACAUGAGUUUUGUAUAUGUUAAAAUAAUUAAUAAAAAAGGGAGUCAACUGUGAUGUUAUCAUA